Procambarus clarkii (red swamp crayfish) is the source of this 6224-nucleotide messenger RNA. NCBI's taxonomy places the organism in Eukaryota, Metazoa, Arthropoda, Malacostraca, Decapoda, Cambaridae. The record is from RefSeq and is a predicted model, not a curated record.
GGAGAGGAAGUGACUGAACCAGCCGUGUUGACAUGUGCGCCUGGGAGCUGCUGGUCGCACCGCUGUUACUUAUUUUCGUAUUAACUCAAAAUUCUCAACAUUAUCUUGAUUUAAAUUGAUCGCGAUAUUUCUAAUCAGUUAUACUAUGUUUGAGGCAUUAAUGAGUAAGAUGUAAUACACCAUCGACGUAGUAUUACUGUGGCAUGUUGUAUGAUCAUAAGAAUCCUAACGCUUGAAAAACAUUUCAUGUCACCAAAGAGGCUGUUGUCUGUAGCUAGCGGCCGAGGUGUGAAGAAGCCCAGGAUAUCAGGACCUCGACCACCAAGGAUGAGAGGAUACGCCAGCAGUACUGAGGGUGGCACGGGCGGCGUGGGCGGCGUAGGUGGUACGGGCAGUAUGGGCGGCGUGGGCGGUAUGGGCGGCGAGAGCGGCCCUACACCCUCGUCACCAGUACCACUCAACACGCAGGCCACACACUAUAACUUCCAGGUUCUCACAACUCCAUCAAAGUCUCCAAUUGACAAAAAGGAAUACAGAGUGAUUCAGCUUGAAAAUGGCUUGAGGGCUUUACUUAUCUCAGAUGUGGGCAGACUUGUGUCAUCUGCAGACGAGGAAGACGAUUCAGAAGAUGAGGAGGAUGAUGAUGUCAGUGAAGAUGAAGAUGAUGAAGAUGAAGAAGUGGUAGAAGAUGAGGAAUCGGAAGAUGACGCUGGUAUCGAAGAGGAUGAUACAGAGGGAAAGAAUUGUGGAAAAAAUAGUACAGAUUCAACCAAAUAUCUGGCAGCAGCAUCUCUUAGUGUAGGAGUGGGAAGCUUCGAAGACCCUGCAGAAAUACCCGGCCUGAUGCACUUUUUGGAACACAUGGUCUUCAUGGGGUCGGAGAAAUAUCCAAAGGAGAAUGCCUUUGAUUAUUACAUUAAGAAACAUGGUGGCCACGAUAAUGCUCAUACUGAUAUGGAGCAUACGACCUUCUACUUCGAGGUUCAGGAACGUUACCUGCAUGAGGGUUUGGACCGGUUUGCUCAGUUCUUCAUCAACCCGCUCAUGAAGAAGGAGGCAAUGACUAGAGAACGGGAGGCAGUGCAUAGUGAAUUUCAGAUGGCUCUACCAGAUGAUGAAUAUAGAAAUGAACAGCUGUUUGGGAGUUUUGCUGUAGAGGGUCAUCCUAUGGGCAAGUUUACUUGGGGUAAUGAAUCCACAUUAAAUAUUGAUAUCCCAGACGAGGAGCUACAUAAAAAGCUACACGAAUUACGUCUGAAAUAUUAUUCUGCCCAUCACAUGACACUAGCAGUGCAGGCACGGUUGACACUAGACUGCUUGCAGGAGUAUGUGUGCAGUAUAUUUUCUCAGAUUCCUUGUAAUAACAUGGCAAGACCCACCUACAGUCACCUUGAAUUUCCCUUUCCCUUGAAGAGACUUCACUGUUUGCGCCGUGUGGUACCAACCAAAGAAUACCAUUGUGUGGAUAUAAAUUAUGCCUUGCCUUCUCUUCUCAAGCACUAUCACACAAAGCCUCUGCACUAUGUGUCUCAUUUAAUUGGACAUGAAGGACGAGGCUCGAUCCUCUCGUAUCUCAAAAAGAAAGUUUGGGCUGUUGGGCUGUUUUCAGGAAAUGAUGAGACAGGCUUUGAACACAACAGUACAUAUGCAGCUUUGAACAUUAGCAUAGAACUUACGGAUGAAGGCUUCAAGAAUGUUGACAAGGUUCUGUGUGUAGUAUUCCAGUAUAUAGCGAUGAUCCAGAAAGCAGGACCAGUCGAAAGAAUCUUUAGGGAGAUUCAGCAAAUGGAGCAACUGAAUUUUGACUAUGCAGAAGAGCAAACGGCAAUUGAAAAUGUUGAAAAUCUUUCUGAAGCAAUGCAGAUAUUUCCCCCAGUUGAUUAUCUUACAGGAGACUCUCUUAUGACUAAUUAUAAUCCUCAGAUUAUUAAAAUGUGUCUUGAUGCUUUGGGUCCUGAAAACUGCAACAUAACGAUUAGUUCCAAGACUUUUGAAGACCAGAACAUAUGUAAUCUAACGGAGAAAUGGUUUGGAACCAAAUAUUCAAUAGAAGGUAUUCCAAAAGAUUGGGAAGAGCAGUGGGCUAACCUCCCAAGUAAUCCAGAACUGCACAUUCCAGCUCCCAAUAAUUUCAUCCCAAGCAGUUUUGACUUAUUGACGCCAGAGAAAGAAGUUCCGGAGUAUCCUGAAAAGUUGUGUCAAGAUGAAUGGGGAGAAUUAUGGUUUAGACAGGAUCAGAAGUUUAAGUUGCCAAGGACCUACUGCUAUAUAUAUUUAAUAUCUGAACUGCCUCUGCAGUCUCCCAGAUUAGCAGCUCUACUGGACUUGUACCUGAACCUGUUUGAGCAGCUGGUAAUGGAGGAUGUUUAUCCAGCUAGUAUGGCACAGUAUCGAUAUUCCAUCAAAGCCACUCCAAAAGGCCUUGUUAUUAAGAUGAAUGGCUUUAAUGAAAAGCUUUCGCAAUUACUGGAUCUUCUUUUACAUCACAUGGAAAGUUUUAAAGAUAAUCUUAAUGAGAAAACAUUCCAGGAAAUCAAACAACAGCAAAUGAAAUCCUACCAUAAUGCUAUUCUCAAACCAGGCGUUGUUCGCAAAGAUAUUCGCUUGUCUAUUAUUCAAAAAGUGCACUGGACAAGCCACCAGAAAUUGUUGGAGAUGCUGAAUGUAACAAGUAAGGAUCUUCUCAAAGAUUUUGUGGCCAAGCUGUUUCCAACCAGUCAUCUGCGAAUGCUGGUGCAGGUAAGUUGAUGUCCUAUUGUAACACUGGACGUGAUCACUCUUUCCCAAGGGAGGAAGGUACUGGAUGUCAAAAAUCUCUUCUUCUUUCCUGAGCUACGUACAUUGGAACUGUUGAAUGGAUGCUGGGUAGCCAGAGUGAAUGGUAUCAACCCGGCAGACACUAAUAGUUCGGUGAUUAAUUAUUACCAGUAUAAAGAGGGCACUCCGAUGUUGGAAGUCUUACUGGAGUUCAUACAAAUGGUGAUGGAUGAACCAGUGUUUGAUGUUUUAAGAACAAGAGAGCAGCUUGGCUACCAUGUUUUCUGCACAAAUCACAUUACCUUUGGGAUUCUUGGGCUGUCUGUUACAGUCAACACCCAGGCUAAUAAGUUCAGUGUGUCCCACAUUGAUGAGAGGAUUGAAGCUUUCCUGCAGGAGUUUAUGGAUACUCUCAGCAAUAUGAAGCAGGAUGAGUUAGCAGAACUGAAGGAGACACUCACCAGCAUGAAACAGACCAUUGAUUUAACCUUGAGAGAAGAAGUAGACAGGAAUUGGAGUGAAAUUGUUAAUGAAGAAUAUGUAUUUAACAGAUUAAAAAGACAGAUUGAGUUGAUUCCAAAUAUUACACACAAGUCUGUCAUGGAGUGUAUAAAGCACAUAUCGUCACAUAAAGACAACCCCGGAUAUAAGAAGCUGAGUGUGCAGGUUGUUGGUGCAGCAAAUCCUCAGGAGGGAUCUCCACCAUCACUGGAGAACCUCAUGGGAAAGUCUACUGUUGUGCAGUUGCUGGGACCAAAUGAAGACUCUACAGACAGUAAUUUAUCGGGUGAUAACUUUAUCACAGACAUUGUCAGCCACAAGAAACAACUCAAGUUAUAUCCAGUUACAAAAAUUGUUUAACUAUGUAUGAAAAUUAACAGAGAAAAAAAAUCUGUUGGUUUGAGGCUUGAUUUUAUUUUUAUGAAGUAUGUUACACAAGUGACAGCAAUUUCAUAUAAAUUGCUACGAGGCACGAUCAGUAAAGAGCUGAAACAGCGAGUAUAGCAACAGUCUUAUAAUUUGUUGACGAGUACAUUGUGAUGAAAUAUCAUGUAAAGUGUUAAACCAUUGUUGACUUUUAAAAUUUAGUGUACCUAUCAUUAAUUAGGCAUCCUCUCAGUAUGGAUACCCUCUGGUUUUCACAUUUUAAAUUUUUAUUAAGAUACUGCACACUAAUAACAUUAUUGUGUACUGACUCAAAAAUUAGAGAUUUCUGUAAGAUGGUAAAAAGCAAGUUUCAACAACUAUUGGGAAGUGUAGGCCUAUGUAGUUGAUUUCAUAAAUAUUGUACACUGCAACCUCCAAAAUUUGAAUCAUUUUCAUUUCAGUCUUGAUCCAGAUAUCCAAAUACUUGCUCUUUUUGUUUAACUCAUAGUAGAGUCAAUACCUGCAUUCUGCUGCCUCUGUCAUAACACUUGUUAAAAGUAUUCUACAGUUGCAAAUGCUCAUUCUUUUUAGCAACAGUGUUCUCCACCAAUGACCAGCCCCAAGCUACAGUGCUGCUCAAGUCAUUAGUAAUCAGCGUCAUCCAAAUUCUCAUGUUUAGAAAGUUUCAAUGUUUUUGUCAUUUUUCUUUCUACCACUGCAUAAUUUUUUGUCCUAAAAUUAUAUAAUUUUCCUUUGUAUUUUUGACAAAUAGAACUAAUAAUACCAGUUAGUAAUGGUAAUAAUGUCUUCUUGCAGACAUAAUAACAGGAUUGAAACCCACACCUGUGUAUUUGUGAAAUUUUUGUAUGGAAUUUACACAAUAUCAUUCGCACUCUCCUGAGAGCUUUGUAAAGGUCUGAGUGUGUCAUUAGGACGAGACUUACAUCUCUGAUCCAGAGAUGUAAGUCUCGUCCUAAUGGCACACUCGGACCUUGACAAAGCUCUCACGAGAGCGUGAAAGACUUGGUGUAAAUUCCUUGCAUAAAUUUCACAAAUGCACAGGUGUGGGUUUUGAUCCUAAACUAGUACCAGUGUCAAGCCAGCAACUUUCCUCCCCCGCUACGAUCACAUUUUUCUAAUAUCUUGGCUUUAUUCUUAUCAUUGUCUGUUGUACCCAUACUACUAUUGCACUAAAUGGCUUCAACUUGCAAAUGGCGACGUAUUAGAAGAAAAGCUAGUGAAAAUGCUUGAGUAACGAGAGGGGUCAAUGGGAAAAAUGCAGUAGGUAUGUGCGCCCUUACAGCAAGUCUCGAUGUUUUACAAAAACUUCAAAUAAACAAAUUAGUUUGGACAAUUUAUAGUUUCAGCACAAGUUUAAUAAAAUUUUUCUAAUGUAAUUGCAUUAUUUUUAAUAUUUACAAUAAAUAAAUAACACUAAGGAAAAAGAAAAACAUUGAUUCGACUGAAAUUGUAAUACUGUACAUCAAUAUUUUUCUCUAUUGAAAUCAGAAUUUUGGAGUAAACUCAGUGAGCAGAUUUUCUCCAUUAUUUAAAGGGAUCCAUUAUGUGGCAGUCUGGAUUUUGAAGGGAGCAGUGUAAUUGAAAUUUCAAUUGUAUGCUUGACCGCAAGCAACAUUCAAUGACCAAGUGCACCAAUUUCAAAAUGUACUCUGACACCAGGGCAAGUUUCUAGUGUUAUCUGUUUAUUUGCUGCUCUGUAGAAUGGUUUAGGUUGGGAAUAUUUAUUUUUAAAACAUUUCUAAAGAGUUUAAGUGAAUUGGUGCGGAAUUGGAGUGUGCUGUAGAUACCUUAUGGUUCUCAGUGUAUGAAUCUUCGCAUUACCAAAACAGUUUUUUUAUCAGCAACUUGCACUAUGUAGCACUUUGGUAUUACCAAAUUAAGAAAGAUUGUGUAUAUUGCUCUUUGUGAGCCAUGUAAAUUAUUUACUUCCCCUUCACUGUCGCAUAGCUUUAUUUCCUCUAUUUACAAUGAAUUGUUCAUACCAAGUUAACCCAUCAUCAUGACUACCUUUGCUCAACCUUAAAUUUACUUGAAUUUACACUUCAAGAGUCACAAUCCGUUCUUUCAACAUGUGCUAACCUCCUUAGUACCUACUAUACUUUCAAUCCCAAGGUGUGCUAUUCACAUCCCACAUAUUUUAUUCUUUAUUCUACUCUACUAAGGUUAUGCAUGCUUUUAAGAUCAUCAUUUUCUACUGCUUUAAUACACCACCAUUUCAAAUUCAUAUAUACAGAUAGGAUUAGCACCCUUCCAUACAAUAUUCUGAUAUCAGGAUUUUGGAGCACCAGCCAUUACUGAUGUUAAGAGUUUGCCCAAGUUGAGAGUAUCAUACCCCUAAGGAUUUAAAUUAACUUAUUCCAUUUCCACUAAUUUUCUUACAACAAUUUCUUUCCCUCUGUGAUGAUGCCUCUUGUCAAAUUUCAGAAUUUCAAAUGUUUUCAAAAAUAUUUUAAAAUGUCAUACUUUUAUUGGAUAAAAUGUAUAAAUUUAGUAUAGAUGCUCUUCAGACAAAUUUAGUUUUGUUAUGUAUGAUCUAUAAAACUUUAUUUAUGCAAUGAUUAAAGCUUUUAUCAAUUCUA